GGGACCCGGGCCCGGAUUUGGCUGAGGCGCUGGCGCAUGGCCGCGGAGCUGGUGGCUGCACGGACAAUGGGCCCCGAGCGGAUCUGUCCCAAUGAGCACGAGGAGCUGGGCCCGCAGGAGGUGCCUGAGGGAGCCCUGGACCCCCCCGGAGACUGGAGCAGCGAGGAGCCCGAGGAGGAGGAGGAGGAAGAGGGCGGCAAUGGCUACUUCUACCAGCCCCUGAGCCAGGAUCCAGAGCUGGGGUCGUGGGGCCAGGGUUCGCUGGCCCCUGAGGGGAUACCGGGCCCUGCAGAGACAGCCCCUGGCAUCCAGGAGCGAUUGCAGAUGCUGAGGCUGCACCUGCCGGACCCCCCUGUGGAUAGCGAGGAGGAGGACGAGGAGGACGGAGCUGCAGCUCAGAGCAGCCGAAGUUCCAUCCCCAUGGAUCCAGCACACGUGGAGUUGGUGAAAAGGACGAUGGCUGGCGUGAAGCUCCCUACCCUGGGGAUCCCUGCAUGGGCCAGCGAGAUCUCGGAUGAUCAGUGGACGGCUAUGGUGCAGCGAACGCUGCAGGCCAGGCAGAGUCUCAGCACCUCUAGGCCGGAAUGGAAAUGAAGUGCAGAGCCAGGGUCAGGUCCCUAUCAAGAGAGCUGAGUACAAAGUGCUACCCUGUGCACUUUAACCUCGGGUUAUGUAUGGGAGGCAGACCACCACCAUCCUUCUCUGGACGGGUCAAUGACCUCCCCCGGCGCUGAAGCGCUAAGAUGCUCAGUUUGUCUCCCACUGAGGAAAUCUGUUUCCUUGUCUCUUCCUUUCCCACUCCCGGCCGUUGGAUAGUUUGUCAGUUAUUGUGGUGUCCUCAUGCUAGCCCAGUAGUAGUUCUCUGCCCCCAAGGAACUGGACUGCCUUCGUAACUUCCCAGGGCAGAGCGUUAUUGUCUCUAGCCAGGUCUGUCUGUGAGGAACAACAGAUCUGCACUAGGUGCCCGUGGAUCACAGUGAGGGAAAGGGUAUUUCCCUCCUCACCCAUGCAUGUGCUGCCCCCAAGUGCUGUAGAGGGCAAACAGCUGUGCUAUACCAUGUCACAGGAGGUCGAGUCCAGCGUGUUGUCUUUUCAAGAGAUCCAUUUUAUUUAGUUCUGUACAUACAGGGACAUCUGUACAAAAUCCAACACUUUCAUACUAUAAUGCUCUACUGAAAAUAAAGUACACCAUAUGUACAUAUGACCUGUAAGCAGUUUAAUACUUGUGUCCAGGGGGUGACUGCAUUGUUUAGUUUUGCUUUUCCCUCAUGAAGGGAGGGGCUAUGUGAGAAGUGGCAGAGGCAGCUCCAACUCUGUCUGUGCGAGUGGGGAGGGCACAGGCAGAAUACUAGGAAAUAAAUGUUGUACAAAAGACAAGGGCCUGGCAGACAGUUACCAAGGGCCGUGUCCUGGCUGUAAUUCUGUCGGAUGAUAGUUCUGCAGAGGUGCUGCAUGCACUCACCCCUUUCUCACACUGCCCCACCUUACAGAUAUAGGACAUGGGAAUGAAUAGGCAGCAAACAAAAUUUAAUGUUAAAGUACUGAACACAAACUUCCCUGCCCCCAAGAAGAUUAAGAAGAGGGCUAUGUAUUCGUCUAAGUCAUCCAGCACACAAUGCUCCAUUCCUGUGCUGCAGGUACAACCCACCCAGGCAGUGGUGCUGUCCUGGUUAGACAUGGAAAGUUUCACUGCUGCUCACUUCAGGACAGGCACCAGAGCCCACCCCCAGGAAAAUCCUAGCCUGAAAUGCAGCUACAGCCUCCAUCUCUUCUACAGCCAAACCACUUCUCUACAGCGUUCAGGCCAUCUACUCCCGCUGCACUCUCCAGUGGGGCAGUGCCUGCUCCCUGGAACCUUCUGGAGCAAUUCAGGGGUGGGCUGACAGGCAGCUUGCUAAUGUGUGUUACAACCAAGGCCAAGCCGCCUUCUUAGUUCUUCCCCUUCCAUUCCCUCAGCCCAGUGCCCCUUUCUGCUCCACCAGUGUCAUAAAGGGCUCAGCCACCCAUCCCCACAGACUCUUGCCUACCUUCCUUGCCCCUACUCCAGUAUAACAGCUGCUACAUAGCCAGUGGAGGUGCUGGGCCAGGUAUGUGGUAAGUGUUAGCACCUGGCUCCAUGCUAACACUCACACUCAAAGUAAGCAGUAACCUCCCAAAUCUGAUUCAUGGAUCCAGAAGAGACUUGAAGUAGCCCCCAGUGUGAAGCAGACAGGAGAGGCCGUUCUGUUUGGGGCUGGGAGAGAAGAGAGAGAGAUCUCCAAAGGAUUAAAGAACCUACUAUGUAAAUUACCAUCCCCUCCACCUCUGCUGGGGGCUUCUGGGGGAAGACGGGCACAUCUAGCAUGAGGGAAUUCAAAAGAAUGUGAAUGAGCCAGGGUGUGGAAGGAAUGACUCAGGAGAAAGCUAAAUAGGGCGCGGGGGAGAGGAGAUACCUGUGAAGGGUUUAAACGAGAGGAAUUUAACAUGAGUUAGGGGUGGGAAUGAAGUAGGAGCAGUGGGGUGAAGUUAAGGAAGGAAAAACAGGCUGAAGGUCAGGAGUGAGAAGUAGGAGGCUAGAGCACUGUCUCCCACGGGGAACCCUAGCAGACAGACACCCCAGAGCUGGAGCAGGGAAUACCCUUAGACAGGCAGAGCAGAUAUGAUACUCUAGGGUUUUUCCAUUUGGAAAUGCAGUUAGGGCUUGAGUGGGUUGGCCGGUGCUGUCAAUCUGUUAUGAGUGAGGCCAGUAUUUGUUUAAAGGUUCAGCGAACCCACUCACGCCCUUUAAAAACUAGCCUCCCCAGGGUGACAAUGGGGAGAGCUGUGAUACAAAAAUCGAGUGCUCAGGAGAGAACCACCAAAACACUGCAGCACCCCAGCCAAUAGCACCCAUAGAUUACCUGCCAGGGUGAAGAUUACCUACCUGGGCUAUUGGCAAAUACAUUCCUAAGGAUGAAAUAGCAUAACUAGUCCCUUCUAUGCUACAAGAGAACAAACAGCUGCACAACAGACGAGAACUAGCCUCCUACAUGGCCAGCGUAAGGUGAGCCUUGAUCAACACCUGCAGCAGCUACAGAUUCCAAAAUGCAGAGCAACAGAAUGCUUCCAAACUUAAAGUGGCCCAAGACACGCCUAUAACUUUACUGCCGGCGGCUCACAGGAGCGAGGCUACCAGCACAAGCUUCCUGGACCCGACGGCUGGCGUAGCGAUGGAGCAGCGGAUGCCCCCGUGAUAUGGCAACGAACCG
Molecule: messenger RNA, 3227 nt
Organism: Emys orbicularis (European pond turtle)
Lineage: Eukaryota; Metazoa; Chordata; Testudines; Emydidae
Gene: MEA1
Product: male-enhanced antigen 1
Exons: 4
Coding region: 37-594 (185 amino acids)
Biological process (GO): spermatogenesis
Source: RefSeq, a predicted model, not a curated record